This is a messenger RNA of Ananas comosus (pineapple), 1869 nucleotides long. RefSeq names its product E3 ubiquitin-protein ligase MBR1-like. Lineage: Eukaryota; Viridiplantae; Streptophyta; Magnoliopsida; Poales; Bromeliaceae. The coding region runs from base 235 to 1641 and encodes 468 amino acids. The record is from RefSeq and is a predicted model, not a curated record. Gene Ontology annotation, molecular function: ubiquitin protein ligase activity. The transcript has 7 exons.
UUUCUUCAUAAUUGUUUUUCUUUUCUUUCUGGUUUCCUAGUUUGCUCUCAUUCUUCAACAAAGAGAAGAAACUUCUUAAGUUUUGUUUAGAAAUGCUGAGGGGCUUUUUUAAUACAUUUUCUUGGAAGGGCUUACUUCGAAGAACCUGCUUAGAAAAACAUUUAGUAAUUCUGAGGCCAAUAAGCAUGCUUAUAUUGUUAAAGAUAUCACACAUAACACAUCACAUCUAUCAGGAUGGACCAUAACCAAAACCGGAACCAUCCAUUCCCAAAUACUCGCUUGUCACUAGGACAUAAUCCCUUAACCCUUCCCACAAAUAAUUCAGCAGUUAAUGUGUCGAACUCUACAGCUUAUCCGAACAUACCAAUGAGAUUGGUUGAUCACCCAUUGCCUAAUUUCCAUCCUCAAUACCCAAACAACUGGACUGCUAGUCCUGGAUUAUUGCACAAUACCUACACUCACUGUUCUACUUCUGUGAACCCUCAUAACUUUUCAUCACAUCAUAUGGAACCUGCACCUGCUUUUUUUCCACAAACAACUGGCGAUGACCUUGAUACCAUCGAGAUGGACAACAGAAGGGUGGUGUUGAAAAGAAAAAAUCCAGCUAUGCCUAUUUGUUCGGGGAGUUCUUCUAACCUUCCUUUUCCUGCACAUUACAUGCAAUCCAAGCCUAUUUCAGUUUCAGGUCCUGAAUGCUGGCCUUCAGAUCCGACAAGAAUGGUUUUCAGCAAUUGGAAUGACAAUAUCUUAACUGCUGGGGAAGGAUCACAGAGGAAUGUGAGAAGCCGUCAGAACCAUGCUUUUCCUUUUGAAUUUGAUCCCGCUGUAUCCUAUUCAAGCAAUAUGCCUCAGCCUUUCUAUUCAAAUGCAAACAUGUCCGGAUUACACAUGCCAGAACAAUGGAACCAUUGCCCUGUAUCUAUGCCUCCUGAAGGCAGUAACUAUUCUGGAAAUCUUUCAAUAAAUGGUCCAACAAUGAUCAGCAGCGCAUAUCAUCCAGUUCAGAAUCAAAAUAUGAAUGUUCCGAUGAUGACUUUUAACGGUCCUUUUAACCAACCUCAAGGCAUUGAGGCUAUCCAUAAUAACUACGCUCUGAGAACAGGUCCUCAAGGAACAGUUUCGAGCUAUUCAUCUAUGGGUUCUUCACUAAAUUCUUUGAGGGGUAGUAUGCAGUUCCAAACAGAAGUUGCUGCUACUUCAAGGCAACCAGUUGUUGUUGGGCAUAGUAGUAGCAGGAGAAAUGGAAGGCAGCGCUUUAUGACGAUCGAUCAAUCGGUUCUUUAUGACUCUAGAGAGAUGUCUGAUCAGCAUAGGGACAUGAGGCUGGAUAUCGACAAUAUGAGUUAUGAGGAACUACUUGCUUUGGGAGAAAGGAUUGGGUACGUCAGCACGGGUUUGCCGGAUGAAUUAAUAUCAAGGUGUUUGACACAAACUGUUUACUGUGCUCCUAAUGAGAACCAGGAUGAUCAAGAGGAGGGAAAUUGUAUCAUAUGCCUGGAGGAAUAUGGGAAUGGAGAUCAUGUGGGGAGAUUAAACUGUGGGCAUGAUUUCCAUGCUACUUGCAUCAGGAAAUGGUUGCGGGUGAAGAAUCUAUGCCCAAUCUGCAAAGCGACCACUUCCAAAGAAACUGCCAAGGAGUAGAUAAUUUCUUUGUGACAAGCAUGGCGAAGCCAAUCAUCUGUGUCCAUUCUUUUUUCAUAUGUUCUUGUAAAUAAGCUAUCAUUAGCUGUUUUACCUGCAAAUUCUUAAUAACCAUUUCUUCAAGUGUAAAUUUUAUAGUUAACUGUUCGAGAUGACAAUUGUACCAAGUAGAAUCGUCUUUGCAUCUCAAACACACGACGGCGGAUUACCAGGUCUUUUUUCAAAAAA